AUGAAGGAUCGGCUGGAGCAGCUCAAGGCGAAGCAGGACACGGACGAUGACACCGAGGAGCUGGAGAUCGCCGUGGACAACACGGCGUUCAUGGACGAGUUCUUCUCAGAGAUCGAGGAGACCCGGCAAAACAUCGACAAGAUCUCGGAGAACGUGGAGGAGGCCAAGAAGAUCUACAGCAUCAUCCUCUCGGCCCCCAUCCCUGAGCAGAAGACCAAAGACGAGCUGGAGCAGCUGACGGCGGAGAUCAAGAAAAUGGCCAACAGCGUCUGUAACAAGCUAAAGAGCAUGGAGAGGAACAUCGAGCAGGACGAGGCACGAUCCUCCGCUGACCUCCGGAUACGCAAGUCCCAGCACUCGGUCCUGUCCCGCAAGUUCGUUGACGUCAUGACCAAGUACAACGAGGCGCAGGUCGACUUCCGGGAGCGCAGCAAGGGCCGGAUCCAGCGCCAGCUCGAGAUCACCGGCAAGAACACGACGGACGAGGAGCUGGAGGAGAUGCUGGAGAGCGGGAACCCCUCCAUCUUCACCUCGGGGAUCAUGGACUCGCAGAUCUCGAAGCAGGCGCUGAGUGAGAUUGAGGGGCGGCACAAGGACAUUGUGCGGCUGGAGAGCAGCAUCAAGGAGCUCCACGACAUGUUCGUCGACAUCGCCAUGCUGGUGGAGAACCAGGGAGCCAUGAUCGACCGCAUAGAGAACAACAUGGACCAGUCCGUUGGCUUCGUGGAGCGGGCCGUGGCCGACACCAAAAAGGCCGUGAAGUACCAAAGUGAGGCCAGGAGGAAGAAGAUCAUGAUCAUGAUAUGCUGCAUCAUCCUCGCCGUCAUCUUGGCUGCCAGCAUUGGGAGCAUCUUCGCCUGA
Molecule: messenger RNA, 861 nt
Organism: Nipponia nippon (crested ibis)
Lineage: Eukaryota; Metazoa; Chordata; Aves; Pelecaniformes; Threskiornithidae
Source: RefSeq, a predicted model, not a curated record